GAUUUGUUGAUAUUCAUUUUUGUUUACAUCUCAUCGAAUCAACAUUGAAAUUAUAACACAGAGAAACAGCGAAGUAAACAGAGAAAAUGGCAACGAAAUAUGAAAGUCCAGUUAACCAUGAAGGCAACGUUAUUGGAGAAAUUAACCCAAUAAUACGACCACCACCCCCACAACCGAGUGACGUGUUCAUCCCCUCUCCUGCGGUAGAGUCGUCAGAAGCUUGCCUCAGACACUGUUUGACAACUAUAGAUAACGAUCUAAGAGUGUUGAUGGAAGAAAGAAAUAGGAUCGUUAUGGAGUUUGAAGCCCGUGGGCUGAACAAACCAGAAUGUCCGAUCAUUAUAAAGUACGUCGUGCAAGAAGUAAAUCUAGAGAACUCUGUAUCAAAGAAGAUACCGCUAAGACAAAGAGCGAACGAUUUUUUCAAGGAAGUUCUCAAGAAGCUUGGCCUAAAAAAUAAACAAUUAAAACACAUGCACACUGUAAACAAUGCCAUUUCCACUGUUUAGUUCAAGAUUGGAAACAAUGUGCGUACUCAAAUGAAUCGAUCUCAUCGCCUUAAACCUGAUGAAAAUAAUUGUGUAAUUUCAAAUAUUCAAAUAAAAUAUAAAAUACAAGUCUUUGGAAAC
Molecule: messenger RNA, 629 nt
Organism: Owenia fusiformis
Lineage: Eukaryota; Metazoa; Annelida; Polychaeta; Sabellida; Oweniidae
Source: the annotation of a GenBank genome assembly